AUGAUUAAGCUAAGCGUCUGGCAAGGGCAUAGGCAGCAGAGCCAGGAAGGUGAGCCCUAUCCACACCUCAGCCAGGCUGUGGUGGCCAAGACUGGUUUGGAAGGCAGGGCCCCAGGGCACGGGGGCCCAGAGCCGACAGCCACAGCCUCCCCCUGCACACGGGCAUCCAGGAGCAUCUCAGGCCGGAGCCUCUGUUGCCUGCCCUACUGGGACUCUGCCCUCAACCCUGGCAUCAUGAAGCUGCAAAUGUUCUGGACUGGUCUGGAAUACACCUGCCGGCUCCUGGGCAUCACCACGGCUGCAGUGUUGAUCGGCGUGGGCACUGAGACCUUCCUCCAGGGGCAGUUCAAAAGCCUGGCUUUCUAUCUGCUGUUUAUAGGAAGUGUCAUCUCCGUGUGUGAAGGGGCCUACUUUGUGGCUCAGCUGCUGGCCGCCUGCUUCCAGUGUCGACCAGAGUCCCUGGCCUCCAGAGCAAGGGAGAAAGCCCGCUGGCUGGGCUGCUUCCAGAAGUUCCUGGCGUACAUGUUGCUCUCUGUGGCCUGCUUUCUCCACCCUGUCCUGGUCUGGCACGUGACCAUCCCAGGCUCCAUGCUCAUCAUCACCGGCCUGGCCUACUUCCUGCUGAGCAAACGGAAGAAGAGCAAAGCCAACCUGGAGGUGCUGGCUCCCCCUGAGCAGUACACGGACCCCUCCAGCAGUGCCGUGAGCACCACCGGCUCUGGGGACACCGAGCAAACCUACACCUUCCACGGGGCCUUCAAGGAGGGGACUGGCUCCCUCUUCAUCCACAUGAAGAGCAUCCUGAAGGGGGCCAAGAAGCCCAAUGCCCUCCAGUGCCCAGACACCCUGACAGAGCUGACUCUGGAGCCAGCCGACUCGCUGGUCAAGAAGAAGCAGGUGCACUUUGAAGACAGUAUGGUCAGAAUCAUCCCGUCUCUCACUGAAGACCUGGAUGAUGGGGACAGCGAGCCAGAGGAGACCACAUCUGACACCACUCCCAUCAUCCCUUCCCCACAAGCCCCUAUCUUCUUGUCUUCUCUCACGGACACCAACCUAUUCUGA
Messenger RNA from Zalophus californianus (California sea lion), 1062 nucleotides. RefSeq names its product transmembrane protein 72 (gene TMEM72). The record is from RefSeq and is a predicted model, not a curated record. Lineage: Eukaryota; Metazoa; Chordata; Mammalia; Carnivora; Otariidae.